Molecule: messenger RNA, 2794 nt
Organism: Miniopterus natalensis
Lineage: Eukaryota; Metazoa; Chordata; Mammalia; Chiroptera; Miniopteridae
Gene: C7H18orf54
Product: chromosome 7 C18orf54 homolog
Source: RefSeq, a predicted model, not a curated record
CAGGAGACUAGAGGCGUCCAUUGAAGCGGGGGUGGGGGGUGGGGGCUUGGGCUUUUGGGCCGUUCCCCCGAGGAUCUCCAUCCGCUCCCCGGGACGCUAACUGUCGUAGCCUGAAGGGUGGUUUCUGAGAACCUGUGUCUGUGAUUUGCUGGGAUCCCGCGGGGAGGGCGUUUCCUGGAAGCGGGAGGUCGGAGUGAACCCAGCGCCGCGGAGGGGACGGGAUGCUCUGGCGGGGCCGGGCGCCAGCAGCCCCAGCUCUCCCGCCUUGUCAAUUCUUUGUCCAGCAGGCUGUAGACAGAUGUUCGGGUUCAUCACAUAAAUCACAGAGCUGUUGUUUCUAAGAGUUGUGAAUUUAUUGUGAGCUAUUCCCAUUGCUUACUGAACACGGAACGUUGUGUUUUUGAAUUAAAGGUAGUUGAAAUUUCUUGCCAUCCGUCUAACAUUCUGUUGGGAACGAUGGAUUUCCUACUGCAGAUACGAACGGGUGUUUACGGAAGAAAUGUGAUUUCUAAGAGAAAUGAACAGAAAUAACCCAUUGUGAGAAAGGCAUGGCAAAACCAAAUACAAAACUCAGAGCUUGUUCUCGGGAAUCAUCAGUCUCUUCUCUGUUAGCAAGCUGUAGCCUGAGUGGUAGUAAUUCCUCUAACCCUGAUGGCUCGGUUCAGUAUAAGGAUAAACUGUACCGUUCUGCAUCUCAGGCUCUACAGGCCUAUAUUGAUGAUUUUGAUCUAAGCCGGAUGUAUCCUGGUGUAAGCACUGGAAAGAUUAACAUUGAUAAACGUCCUGCUAAUAUGCCAGAAUUCAACUAUAUUUAUAAACCACACAAUGGCUUUGAAAAUUUUGAUCACAAAAAAAGCUCCUUGUCCUUAUCUUCUAGAAGACGGACUAUUAAUGACAUAGAUUCUGUUAGCCUAACAACUGAUGAUCUAUUAAAACUUCCAGCAGAUGGAUCGUUUUCUUUUACUUGUGUUGGACCAAGACACCGAAUUAGCAAGAAAACCAAGAAAUGCAUUGGAAGACUGAGUUCAUUGGGCAAUGAAAACAAUCAAAAUUUUCAAGAACCCUUGUCUGCCAUGAGCAAGGAUAACUUAGUUACUCCUGUUGUAUACACAGAUAUAAAUGGAAAGCAGUGUCAAAGGCUAAAAAACCUAAAACUUGUGAAUAAGACCAAUAAAUGUAUUUCUGAACCAUCUUUUUUUAAGAAAUCUUCUUUCAAGAACAGUUCAGAACACAAUCUUGAAAAGAAUUACCCAAGAUGGCUCACUGGCCAGAAAUCUGACCUUAAUGUUUCAGGGAUAACUAGUAUACCUGAUUUCAAAUACCCAGUCUGGCUCCACAAUCAAGACUUGCUACCUGACACAAAUAGUCAAAGAAUUUCUAAAUUUUUUAAAGAAGAGCAGUGGUCCCCAAGACAUAGUUAUCAGGCACAAAGAACUUCUCGACUUAUGAAUAAAUUAGAUUGUUUUGAAUAUUCUUUUGACCCCUCAAACAUUUCAGAUUUCUUGAGUGGUGAUAAAGGAUUAGUUAAUGAAUAUAAAUGUGAUUCUGAACAUAGCCAAUGUCAAUGUGAGAAUCCACUUCUCCCAGGACAAUCCAAAAAGCCAUUCAAUGGUGACAAAAUUGAAUUGCUUAUCCUGAAGGCCAAGAAAAAUCUAGAGCAUUGUACUGAAGAAUUACAGAAGUCUGUGAAGCAGGAUGACAGUCCCUGUUCAUUAGAUAAACUUGAAGCAGAAAGAUCAUGGGAAAAUGUUCCUGUUACUUUCAAAUCUCCUGUUCCUGUUAACUCUGAUGACAGUCCUCAACAAGCUUCAAGAGCAAAGUGUGCUAAAGGAUUCCUUGAAGACUUCUUAAAUGAUGAUAAUCAGAGCUGUACCCUGUCUGGAGGGAAACAUCAUGGUCCUGUUGAAGCCCUGAAACAAAUGUUAUUUAAUCUUCAAGCCGUACAAGAAAGUUUUAAUCAGAAUAAAACUACAGAGCCAAAAGAAGAAAUUAAGCAAGUUUCAGAAGAUGAUUUCUCUAAAUUACAAUGGAAGGAAAGUAUGGUUCCCAUUUCUAGGUCACUUCAAAAGGCUUUGCACCAUUUAUCUCGCCUGAGAGACCUGGUUGAUGAUACCAGUGGGAAACAGACACCGAAAAUGUGAAGAGGAAAAUAAAAGUCUAAUCAAUAAAUAGUCACCACAAAACAAAAAUGUAUUUUUUUUCCUAUUGCUUAAACUGGCAAAGUAAUUAUAAGCCAUACACUAUUCUGAUUGCUUCAAUUAUUAUAUAUUUAAAAACAAACUUGAAAAUGUCUAUAGGUUUUGUGACCUAUCUUCAUUUUGUGCCAAAAUACCAGAAUGUGAACUGAAAGGACCUACACUGUGUCCUGUAGUCUGACUUUGGUCUUCAGGCCAGCAAAUGUCUAAUAUUCUAAGAUGGAUGAUUUCCGUUCUUGAAGCUCACAUGGACUUAACCUUCAGCAUCCUCAUCAUCUUAUUGUCUGGUUCUGGAUUAUUAAGAAACUUCCUUGUUUCUGUUUAAAAUCUCUUUAAGCGGAAUAGACUUUUUGAUACAGUUAGCAUCCACUUUUAAGGAGCUUAAAGGAAUAUCAAAAUUGUUGUGGUGUAUCUGUUCCACAUGGAAGUAUGUUGCUUUUAAGUUUUGUUAAUCAAAUAUUUAAGAUACAUUGUAUUUGCCAAUAACAUUAAUAAUGAGGUGGUUCAGUGCUAAAAGGAAUAUUAUUUUAUGUUGUGAAAUCCAAGAGAAGCAUUUAAUUAAUGCUUUGAUGUGAUUCUCUGUAAUAUAAUUUUUUUUU